UAGAGGUGGAGGUAGCUCCACAGACUCAGUACAUAGUAGUGGUGGAGCUACACUGGCAGCGGCAACUAUGACAGGAGAGAAGUUUACAGGCUGAGCUAGGCUGGUGGCAGCCCUUGUCGCAUUCUUGGAGAAACAGCACGAGCCGUUGGACGUCGAGGAGUGGCGGGACAGUCCGUGUCAGUGGGACGGUAACUGGUGGGUACAUAAUACGGUUUCUGGAUAGAGAGCAGCGGCGGCGGCAGGAGCAGCAGGAGCAGGGCGAGUGUGUGAGUGCUUGGCGGCGUCCCGCUGCUAGCGAAACAUGAACAAAAACCACCGAGUGCCGAGCAGCCGUUCUCUGUGUGCCGUGGAGGUGAAGAGCAAGUUUGGUGCAGAGUUUCGUCGGUUCUCCCUGGAUCGGUCGAAGCCAGGCCGGUUCGAUGAGUUCUACGGCCUCCUGCAGCAUGUGCACCGCAUCCCCAACGUGGAGCUGUUGGUGGGCUAUGCCGACGUCCACGGCGACCUGCUGCCCAUCAACAAUGACGAUAACUACCACAAAGCCAUCUCCACUGCCAGCCCUCUACUCAGGCUGUUCCUGCAGAGGAAAGAGGAAGCUGAUUACACAUUUGGUACCAACUCGCUGACCAGGAAGAAAAACACGGUGCUUUCGGCGGUUCUUCUGCGGCCCGACACCAACAGGAAAAAACCACCAGUGAUCAUCAGCCUUCCUCGGGACUUCCGGCCCGUCUCCUCCAUCAUCGACGUGGACAUCCUCCCUGAGACGCACCGACGCGUUCGGCUGUACAAGCACGGCCAGGAGAAACCGUUGGGCUUCUACAUCCGCGACGGCUCCAGCGUGAGGGUCACUCCACAGGGCCUGGAGAAGGUCCCGGGGAUAUUCAUCUCCCGCAUGGUGCCCGGCGGGCUGGCCGAGAGCACCGGCCUGCUGGCAGUCAACGACGAGGUGCUGGAGGUGAACGGCAUCGAGGUGGCUGGGAAGUCUUUGGACCAGGUGACGGACAUGAUGAUCGCCAACAGUCACAACCUCAUCAUCACCGUCAAGCCCGCCAACCAGCGGAACAAUGUCGUCCGCAGCGGGGGAGGAGGAGGCGGCGCGGCGUCCGGUAGCUCGGGACGCUCGUCGGACAGCGGCGCCAGCUACUACGGCUACUCGUCGCACAGCGGGGUCGGUGCCACGGCGUCCAUGCCAUCGCACAUCAUCCAGAACUUCCCCGUAGGGGAGCUGGAGAGCGACGAGGACGACGAGGACCUGGUGAUCGAGGCAGGCGGCGAGGCCGAGCCCAUCAGACGCGCCCCCUCCAACUACAGCAUGCCCUCGCUGCCUCGCUACGAGCCGCACCUCAACCUCCGCACCGCCGCCACCUCCACGUCCGCCCUCUCCAUCAACGCCAACGGGACGCUGCCGGCCAGCGGCAGCAGCGGAUCGCUAAGCAACACCAACGCCACUUCCACCACGCCGUCCCCGGAGAGAGGAAUAGAGAGGCGAAGUCUAGAGGAGGACGGCACUGUUAUAACUCUGUAGGCUGCUGGGCAUUCACACACUAAACACUGGAAACACUCAAAUGCUUUCACUCACACUUGUGGGAGUCAUAAAUCCUGUUCCAUCAUACAGCGACUGUCCCUGGGAAGCACAAUAAAAAGUGUACAUAUUACAUCACAACACUGAUACCUAAAUGUUCGUACAUCUCAACAUUCACACGUCAAACACUGCACUCCAUACUUCCCUCCUCUACAUGCCAACGACCACGCAUGUGUGCCAUAGUGGUGACCGCUUCCAGUUCUGCCGGUACAAAAUAUCACACAAAGAAGUGUCGAAGAAGUGUAAUUUGACGCCCCCCAAUAACCUUUACUUGCAUUUCUAAACCACUACAAGCACUUGUUUUUCACCUGGAAACUGUUGUUAUGCUGAGCUUCCACAAGAGGGCAGAGAUGAGACACUCAGCCCUAUGAGUAGAUGAAGGGAGAAGUCCUGUGAUCAACUUAAUUCCAGUCACCAUAACAAACACACAGAAGCAGGAUUUCAGCUCCAGCUUUUGUUGACAAUCAGUGGUUGUUUUUUUUUUUUUUGCCUUGUCAUCCAUCCACCUGCACCACUCUAUGACCACCUCCCUUCCCCCAGGUGACCACAGCACGUGAUUGGUAAACGGUUGCGGUAUUUUCCACAUAAAACAGUACCACAACCAUUGACCAAGUGCUGAGAUCUGUAAUAAUAAUAAUAAUAAUAAUAAUGAUGUAGUUUUUAUUGAGGAGAAACUACCUAAAAACAAGUCUGGGUUCUUUGUGUUGGCUCAGAUGCUUUUAACUACUGUUGUAGGCUGUUUUUCCUCUUUUUAUCUGCUGUGUUAAUGACUGAGUGAUAAUGAAAGGUUGAUGAUUUUGAUCAUUCUUGGGAGCAACAUGUCUUUUAAAAAUCAUUUACCAUCAGGCCUGUGUUUUAUAUUGUUUGAAAAUGUUGUUUCUUCUUUUUUUAUUAUCAUAAUUUUUUUUACACACUACUUGUACCUCACAAGUGACUGUAUGACCAGUUUCCAAAAUCGCUCCUAACUGGGAAUGGGACAUCUUAGAAUUAAUUUCCCUCUCAUAUUUCCUUUAUAUUGCACUCCCUCUCCUUUCCACGACAAGGGCUAUUUCCCCUGCUGCAUGUGUACAAAUGACAAAAUGUGAAUGUGAUUUAUUAUUUUUUUGUUUGUUUAUUUUCUCCCUCCUUAUUCUGUCUGGUUCCAUGUCUCAGUAUAACCCAUCUCAGUGCUGUACAAUAUAUUUUAAUCUCUGUUGUUUUGGCCCCGAGUUCACUUGGAUGUGUCCCGAGGCAUUCACAUAUGAAAAGUGUUCUCUCCAGUAUUUCUGCACCACUUCCUUUUUUAUAUCUUCAUUCUCAUUGAAUUCCAAUAAUGACACAUGAGGAGAGAAUGUAAUACAGGAACUGUAUUCAGAAUGCUACUAAAUAUUGACUUUGGGCCUGAAAUGGCAGAUCAAUUGCUGGACUGCAACACUAUCAGCAAAUGAAACCACAGAAGUGAGAGACGCAUACAGUGAAAAGAGAGAAACCACCUGUAUCUCAAAAUAAGCCCUGGUCAGACUGAGUCAUAUUAAAACAAACAGGCAUGAAGGAACACUGGGCACAAACUGAUUCACUUAUUUGAGAAAGGUGAGGCAGGUCUGUCUUAUGUAAAGUCUGAUCUAUGUUUGGUAAUUCCAUCAACGCUGUAGCUUUUCUUAAAAAGUUCCUAACGAGGCAGUAAAGAAGUUUCUCUCAGCAAAAACUUGACUGACGGCUCAAGCCUAAAUUUAAAAAAUAAAUAAUUAAUUGUUGUGUUUUUUUUCUCUAAAGCUGCACUAAGCAAAUAUGCUCCUCAGCCCUUUGAGGCAGAUUUAUAAUUUGGGACUUUAGAAAUGCAUUUGACUUGAUUUUCUGGUUGUGAAGUUCAUUUGAUUUCAGCAACAAAUUUUCAGAGUGCAGCUUUAAAUUGUAUGUGUGGGAUUUUUACACUUAAAGGACCAAUGUGUAGGUUUUUCUCCCAAUUGUUUAUUUAUUAGGGACAUAGCAGGAAUUGUCACUUACUGUAAACGAGGCCCCUACUCCGCUACUCCACAAAAAAGUGAACGCAAACCCCAGAUUCACUCUUGUUUUGAUAGGAACUUUGUAUUUUGUAAAUGUAAAAAAAAUUAGGCUAAAUGCCCCAAAGACAAAGAGUACAGGGUCUCUGAAGAUUCAUACACGGCCACACACGACAAGUUAUACAAUAACUUAUAAUUGAGAGACAUUAUUUCUGUUGGAGUCUAUACAUUGUUUUUUUUUUUUUUUUUCUUUUGGGAAAAUCCUGUAUAGUGUACCUUUUUAAUUUACAUAAUAUAGCAUUACAAAAUGUCAACAUGCUGGAGUUAGCAAGUAUGCUUCACAUCCGUGAAAUUAGGGGAUCUAUUGGCAGAAAUAUAUUAAUAUAUAUAAUAAUAUUCAUAACUAUGUUUUCAUUAAUGUAUAAGCACCUGGAACGAAAAAAAAAACAUGUUUUCGUUAACUUAGAAUGAGACCUUCAUAUCUACAUAGGAAGCAGGGGCUGGAUUCACAAAGCAUUCUUAAGAAAAAAAUGCUUCUUAAGUGCCACUUUUUUCUGAUCUUUUCUUUAGUUUUUUUCUUAACUUUCUUCUUUAGUUUUUUCCUAAAAUAGAACCUGAGAACAAAUGAGAUUCUUUAAAACAAAGUUCUUUGACUUCUAAAAUUUCUUCUCAACUUUAAGAGAAGCCCUCAGCAGACUUAAAACAGCUACAGUGAAAAAGAUAAGUCUUGAUAUGGAUUUACUUGAACUAAUUUAUUUAACAUUUAUUUGAUUUCUCUAAUAAUUUAGUUUAGCCCUAGACUAAAUUGUUAAUACAUUUAUUAUUUUGGCAGUUGACAUAUAAUUGAAAUGUCCUUUCAGUCUGUGUGACGUGUUCCUAGAUUACACUACGAUGUACUCUUAGUAAAUCAUGGAGGCAGUUGUUGUAUUUGAUACUAAAUUCAUCACGAUGAACAUUUUAUUUAAGUAGGCCAAGUUACUGAAACCAUGUCCUUAUUAUUACUUUUAGAUUGAAGUUCUCACGUUAUUGUCACAUGAAUGAUCUUAAGUUAAAAAUCUAAGAACUUCCUAAGUGAGAAAACUAAGAAGUUCCUAAGACAUACGACAAUUCUUAAGAAAAAAAUGGUGAAUAGCAUUUAAGAACAUACUUAGGAUGAUCCUAAUUUUUUUUUUCUUAAGAAUUUUCUUAAGUUUUAUUUUAAGAACACUUUUGUGAAUCCGGCCCUUGGUCCUUUUCCACACAGUCCGCCAUGUUGCACCAUCAUAUUUCUACAGUAGCCCCGAACAAACAAACCAAACACUGACGCUAUAGAGGGCCCUUCAUGUUUUUAUGUUACCCGCCCGGCCACCAUAGGUUCUCUACAUGCUUGGAAAGGGAGGGUUGAGCUGGAGGGUAAUUAGGUUGUUGCAAUAUGCAACCUCACCACCAGAUGGCACAGUGGUAAAUCCAACUAUAAAUCCUACACACUGGUCCUUUAACUCCAAUUCAUUUUCUAAUUAAAUCCCACAGAAUCCUGUUCUUGAAGUGGAUCCAUAACAUUUAUUGGAAGUCUAUGUCCAUUAACCUUACGUGUUGCUGCUAACUGCCUCCUUGAAGCGAGAGCAGAUGAUCUAUUAUUUCUCUUAUUGAUUUUCAGUAUUUGCUCUCUCCUUAAAAGUGACACCCUUGACUUUAGCAUGGAUUUGAUCUCACUUACUAAAACACGUUGGACACUCACACACCCUCAGUUAAGUUUAUUGGCUUCAUCUGAACCUAUGUGCACUUGUAUUGAAACACAUGACAUUCAUACAGAUCACUAUUAUCCUAAUUUUCAUCUUUUAGUUCUGGUUAUUGCUUGAAUAUCCAAUGAGCCUAUCAGACAGUGAAUAUCUAUGACUGGAAACCAACACACAUACAAAACAUAUGUGCAUCCACUAUUGUAUUUCAAGCUGUGUGUAUAAUAAGGUACUGUCUUUUAUGGGACACAGAGUGCUGAUGGGAUUCUGUCCUCUUUCUUUCAUUCCUGACAUUGAACAGUAAUGAAUGGUACUCUGAGCGGAAGACUUUUAGAAAUCAAUGUUAAUUUAUUUUCUUAAUUUCUAACUUUACCACAGGACACUGGGAUUGUAACCACAGCGACACUGUUAUUUAUUCUCUAAUCAUGCAUCUACAUUUUUCUUUCUUUGUAUACAUUUCAUAACUUUAUUUUUAUAACUGAUAUGUUUUUUUUUUGUUAAUUCGUGAUUGUUGUUUUGGUCGUAAAUCUCACGGUAGAUGUCAUUGCCCAAUAGGAGACUAUUUCAUUUGGUGAUUUUACUGCAACAGGAGAAUCUGUGCAAGACACUAUUAUUUUUUCCAUACUGUGAAUUAUCAAUAUUAUUUUGUGGAAGAGAAACUGUUUUAUUAGCACAACCUCAAAACAGGCUACUUAUUUUGCUUCAAGUCAGAUUUUUUUUUUUUAAAGUGAUUGAGCAAUGAUUUUUGCUUGCCAGAUAAAUCCUAUGGUAUAGAUUUGUAAUGAAGAUUGUCAGUAUUUUCAUAUCAAUGCUAUAUAUGAUGUACAUUUUUAUCACAUUAAAUGAAAAUGUUUUAAGAUUCAACUGGAGUUGUAUGAAUAAAUAGAUGUACACCUGUAAUUUCUGAUCGGAGGAGCUGGAUGAAAUAAACUAAUAUGUAGCGAUA
This is a messenger RNA of Centropristis striata (black sea bass), 6219 nucleotides long. It is a transcript of the gene pard6b, whose product is annotated as par-6 partitioning defective 6 homolog beta (C. elegans). The record is from RefSeq and is a predicted model, not a curated record. Gene Ontology annotation, cellular component: cell cortex; nucleus; apical plasma membrane. NCBI's taxonomy places the organism in Eukaryota, Metazoa, Chordata, Actinopteri, Perciformes, Serranidae. Gene Ontology annotation, biological process: regulation of cellular localization; centrosome cycle; establishment or maintenance of cell polarity. Gene Ontology annotation, molecular function: protein kinase C binding. The transcript is spliced from 3 exons. The coding region runs from base 302 to 1522 and encodes 406 amino acids.